Nilaparvata lugens (brown planthopper) is the source of this 4211-nucleotide messenger RNA. Its product is annotated as DDB1- and CUL4-associated factor 5. Gene Ontology annotation, biological process: negative regulation of fatty acid biosynthetic process. The transcript is spliced from 7 exons. Gene Ontology annotation, molecular function: protein binding. The record is from RefSeq and is a predicted model, not a curated record. Gene Ontology annotation, cellular component: cytoplasm; Cul4-RING E3 ubiquitin ligase complex. Bases 291 to 2375 code for a protein of 694 amino acids. Lineage: Eukaryota; Metazoa; Arthropoda; Insecta; Hemiptera; Delphacidae.
GGCAUCGCCAUAUGAUUUGGACAAGUCAGACAGGAGGAACGUCUGAGCUGUUUCUGCUUUCUGUUUCUUCUCUGUACUCAACACGGUACUGUGUAGUACUUUUCGUGAUCUGUUGAACGCUACCUGCAAUUGCUAUUUGUGUUUUCAGUUUUUAUUAAAAUUCAUUAUCAAAUACUGUGUUUUUGGGUAUUAAAUACAUUCAGUGACAAAUGACCGAGAGUUCUAUGCUAAAUUACAUAUCAAAUCUCUGUAAUGCGAUAUUGAAAUAUUUUCAUUUUUAGCUCUACAUUAUGCACAAGUUAAUGCCGUCCACUUUUAUCGAUAAUCUAUUAAAAAGAGAAUAUAGAGAUGAUUAUUAUAAACUUAAUGCCAAAAUAGUGAACGAUAGAUUUAGAAAUGCUAAAAAUUUCUUCAAUAAAGAUUUGAUAUCACAUUAUGGCUGUGUUAAUGCUGUAGAAUUUUUGAAUGGUGGACAAUUUCUUGUCUCGGGGGGAGACGAUCAAAGGGUGCUAUUAUGGAAUGUACAGGAAGCUCUACAGGGCAUUUCAAAGCCAAAAGAAAUGCGCGCGCAACAUGUGAGCAACAUCUUCUGCUUGGGAUACGACAGUAAAAACACACGACUUUUCUCAGCUGGCAAUGAUGAACAAGUCAUCAUUCACGACAUACAAACUGGAGAACCAGUCGAUGUGUUUCGCCACCUGAAUCCUGUCUAUGGCUUAUCUGUGGACCCCACCAACGAUUUUGUUUUUGCCAGUGCGUGUGAUGAUGGCAGCAUCUCUAUCUACGACAUCAGGGAACCCGCGAGCUCUGGGCCAUUUCUACUGAACAAGUCGACCUCAGCUUACCAUGGAGUUAUGCACAAUCCGGUCGAGCCCAGGCUACUAGCAACUGCUAAUGCAAAGGAGGGAGCCUGCCUGUGGGACAGUAGGAUUCCUAAUAAGGCACUGCUGAAAUGGGGCGGAGGCGUCAGCGGAAGUGGCAGCGACAAACGCGGCUGCAUGGCGGUGCGCUGGAGCGGAAACGGAAGCCGGCUGCUGGCACUGCGACGCCGGUUGCCCGCCAUCUUGUUUCCGGUGCACUCUCCCUCGCCGAUCGCUCAGUUCGACCACCCGGGCUACUUCAACUCGUGCACCAUGAAGAGCUGUUGCUUCGCCGGUCGUGACGACGAGUAUGUGCUGUCAGGGUCGGACGACUUCAAUCUUUACAUGUGGAAGGUGCCGGAGACGGACAACGACAAACGAAACAAAGGCACGUAUUCAAUUCAUUCCACUUUUCUUGAGGGUCUUUUCUCACUUAGCUACGAUACACCAAAUAGAAACAAUAGCGUAAGUAGAUAUAUAUGGAGUCCGUUUCCACUACCUUACUGCUCCGGAGGACUGACGAAAGAAUCAGUUGUAAAAAAGAAGAGAAAAGUCUUCUCACAUGCCGAAUAUUUGAGUCUGGUCUACCGAGGCGGACAGAUAAUCGACCACGACUACAGCAACGAGUCGACGGCCGAGGAUCCGCGAAUGAUGGCAUUCUUCGACUCGCUGGUGCAGCGUGAGAUUGAGUGCUGGACUUCGACCUCUGACGACUCGGACAAAAGCCACAGUGAAACGGUCGUCCUGCUGGAUCGUACCGCCUCCAGUGGCGACGAGGAAUCCGAAGCAACCGAAGAGGAAGAGGAUGAUGAAUCAGGAGAGAGACGGAAACGAAGAGCGCAAGACUUGCAGCAGGAUUCGAGGGAAGACGUACAUUCGCCGAAUCCUAUCGUCCGGUUGAUAGCCAGGAAACGUGCACAACUGUGUCGGGUGGCCAGGAGAAGAAACGACGCGGUAGAUAGUUCCUGUCCGAGUAGUAAUAAUAACAACACAGCUAGCGACGUCAACGACGACAACGACAACAGUUCCUCGUCAAACAGCGACACUAAAGAUUACAGUCUUGUGCUUUUCGAAAAGAAGCAGUUGCUGAGUCGCUUGCUCAACACCUACAGCAAUUCGUCCGACGAUGACGAAGAGGAGGACGGACCGACCCCUGCCAAAGUGAGACGACGACAGAGUGCUGAGGACACACCGGGCCCUUCCAAAGUGAGACGACGACAGAGUGUCGAGGACGGACCGGCCCCAGCCAAGGUGAGACUACGACUGAGUGCCGAGAACGGAUUGGCCGCAGCCAAAGUGAGACUGCGACAAAGUGACGAGGACAGCGAUAGUCCCGCCACCACUUCCGCCAGCCUACCGACACCCCCUGUCCCGUCAUCAUCCCGGGCGGGCGAAACGCCCGACAGCGGCAUCUAUGUGCUCUCCGACGAGCAGACUGACGGCUCCUUCAAAAAGCGAUCCACUUCCAAUCGAAAUUACCGCCGACGAAUUUUAAGCUCCGACGAGUCCGAGUAGUUUUAUUCAGUUGAACUUUCUCACAAUAUACUGAACUGAGAGAAGCGUGAUUAUGAUUUCACUUAUUAUCGUUUUUUUAAGUUUAACUUUCUAUCAAUAGCCAAUGUGCAGAAGUGAGUGAAGGGUGAUAGUGAUUGAUUCCAUUCCCCUAUCCUCGAUCUGAAUUAAUUCAGGUUAUUACUACCUGAUAGCGUGGAUAUUUGCUCAAAGAAUGUCAUUCAUAGAUUUUUAUUGAUCACAAAAUGUGACAAUCUUCUUCAGUGUAGCCUACUAGAUAAUUCAACUGUAUCAUACUUAUGGGUGCAAUCAUAGUGGAGCAGCGACGGUAGCUUCAAGAUUGAGAGAGUUGAAUGUUAUAAAUAAUGUAUUGGAAUAAAUGGAGCUCUCUCAAGCUUGAAGCUACCUUCGCUGCUCCACAGGUUUACAUCUUUAGUGAUUGGAGUAUUUUGUGCGGUUGAUUUAUAAUUCUUAAUCAAUUUUCAGCGGGUAUACUUUCCUUCUAUGUGUAAAAAAUGAAAUAUAUUGUUCAUAAAUUCUGCAGAUUGAGCAGUGUUGGAGAUUUAAAGUUAUUGAUGAUGGUCUAUUCAGCUUAUGCCCAAUCCAUAUUCCAGUAUGGUAUAAGGGUUUGGGGGGGGUGCCUUAUACACUCAUUUCAAUAAAAUAGGUGUGAUUCAGAUGCACAUACUAAAAGCUGCUCUCCAAAGGCCGAGACGAUAUCCCAGUCACUUACUUUAUGAAGAAUUAUAUAAAACAUUUAAUACUCUAUAUCAAUAGAUCCAAAAAUACUUUCACUCCAUACAUUCCAGCUUACAAUUUCAGAUCGCCAUCAAAUUACCGUGUUUCCAGGACAGACCUAAUAGUAUGCCGUAGACAGUAAAUAAAUUGAUUAACCUGUUACCCGAAAAUUUAAUGUUAGAUAGCAUCAGAAAUCAAGUACUAAAAAAAAUAAUUGAUUGGAUUAAAUCAACAAUAAUGUUUGUCACCUAAUUCACAACACAAUUUGAUUUUUUUUCUCUAGUAUUGCCAUCAAACUUACAUACAGUAUAAAUAUGUGUUUCCCCACUUCACCAUGAUUGAAUUGUAUAGUUAUAAUAUUAUAGUUUAGCUUACCUUGUUGAAUCAAAGUUUUUCUAUUGGAAAUAAUAUUAUCGUUUUCUGUUUUAGUACUCUUCACCGGCACUCAAACUGUGGUUUUGCUGGUUAUUAUUAUGUUUUUGUAUAUUAUGUUAAUUAGUAUAUUAUGUUUUUAUACCUAUUUUUUCCUUCAAUGUUUCAAGCCUAGUGUACUAGGCUAUCUUAUAAAUCAUAGAAAGCUUGGUGAAUAGAGAUCAAUGAUUACCAUUUUAUUAAGAACCAUUAUUUGCUCUAUUGAAGGUUUUUACUUUGACAGCUAAGCAUUUCGAUGUGAAUAUUGAUGGUAGAAACUGACCGUAAUGUACAUAAAUAUUGGACUUUCAAAUAUCAUGAACCAUGAUCUAAUUUUUAAUUUAUUUUGUAGUGAUUAUUUCAAUGACACUUAAAUUUUAUAUAAUUGGAUUCUUCGAUUAGAUAUUGUUGUCUAUGAUAGUCUGAAAAGUAAUUUUUUUACAUGAAACGUUUGAGGGCUCUUAACAUGAUCAGUCCUAUUCUGAUACCCAAUAUCAGACAUGCCGUUAUGGCCAAUUGACAUUGAAGUGGCGUGGCGGUGGCAUGACGCUGACUUUCUAUAAAUUGCAUAUAAACAUUCAAUGCAAAAAAAAAGUGGUAAUGCGCCACUCCAGUUUGCAUUGUACCAUUAUGUUUAUAUAGGAGUGGCGUGGAAGUGGCAAAAAGCCAGCGCCACGUCACAUUAGUGUG